GCACGCGUGCCCGCGGCUUCCGGCGCGGCCGCCCCGCGAUGGGGAAAGUGAGGGCGCUGCGGAGUCGCGUGCACCGCGCGGCCGUGAGGCCGGCGGGGGAGGCGGCGGGCGGGCCUGCGCGCCCGGAGGACCUCACCGCCUGCGCGCGCGCGCCGCCCGCGCCUCCCCUCAGCCAGGCCUCGGGGGGCGCCGGCGUCUUCUCGGGCACGCGGAUCGAGCCCGGCGUCCUGGUGCAGACGCUGGAGCCGGACACGCGCAGCGUGGCCUCCGCCGGGCCAGGUGUGGAGCACAAGGCCAUUUUGCCCAAGAAGGAGAAGCUGCGGUUGAGACGGGAGCGGUGGCUGCAGAAGAUUGAGGCCAUCAAGCAGACGGCGCGGGAGCAGCAGGCAGCACGCAGGCGCCGGGCUGCAGUGGUGGUGGGGGACCUGCAGCCCCUGCGGGACGCGCUCCCCGACCUGCUGCAGCUGGAAGCGGUGGCCAGGGCCCCCCGCAGCCGCAGCCGACCGAGCAGCAGGCCACAGGCCACUGAGCUGAGCCGCAUGAGUACCACACAGAGGCAGCAGCUGCUCGAGGAGGAAAGGACGCGCUUCCGUGAGCUGCUGGCAAGUCCCACCUACAGGGCCUGCCCCCUGCUGGCCAUCCGGGAGCAGCUACACAGCCAGGCACUGUGACACCCUGUGAUGCCACUACAAACCCGCCACCGCCGUGACGCCAUGGGGGCCAGGGGCCCAGAGAGUCUGUGCCUGCUGGCUGGCAUCUCCCUGACUCCUGAGGACUGGCUGGCGUGUGCGGAGCCAAGUGUGUGAACUGUAGCCGAGGGCUCCGAGACCGGGAACACCUGUGGGACAGGGUACCCAGGGCCCCCCUCU
Messenger RNA from Sorex fumeus (smoky shrew), 869 nucleotides. RefSeq names its product SLX9 ribosome biogenesis factor (gene SLX9). The transcript is spliced from 5 exons. Gene Ontology annotation, cellular component: preribosome, small subunit precursor; nucleolus; 90S preribosome. The record is from RefSeq and is a predicted model, not a curated record. Gene Ontology annotation, biological process: maturation of SSU-rRNA from tricistronic rRNA transcript (SSU-rRNA, 5.8S rRNA, LSU-rRNA). The coding region runs from base 39 to 671 and encodes 210 amino acids. Lineage: Eukaryota; Metazoa; Chordata; Mammalia; Eulipotyphla; Soricidae.